Messenger RNA from Pocillopora verrucosa, 2047 nucleotides. RefSeq names its product zinc finger protein ZIC 4-like. The record is from RefSeq and is a predicted model, not a curated record. Gene Ontology annotation, cellular component: nucleus. Gene Ontology annotation, molecular function: RNA polymerase II cis-regulatory region sequence-specific DNA binding; DNA-binding transcription factor activity, RNA polymerase II-specific. Lineage: Eukaryota; Metazoa; Cnidaria; Anthozoa; Scleractinia; Pocilloporidae. Gene Ontology annotation, biological process: regulation of transcription by RNA polymerase II.
UCUCAAUUCAUUUACCUUGUGACUGACACUUUAUGCAGUGAUGAAAAGUGUCGUUUCGUUGUGCGACGGACUUACUAACUGCUACCUUUUCUGUUGUGAGAUUUUUUUAACGUAGCUGGUGUUUAUGCAAUCUUUUAAUAUCUAUAACAGCACUAUAAAAUGGUCUUUAAGCAUGUUAUCGGCUAAGUAAACAGUAUAGUCCUAAAAAUUCUAAUUAAUAUCGUAGUGCCUGUGAAUGUGUUUACGACAUUUUGGUGCCUUUUAGCCAUGCUGAGAAAAACCAGAAAUUUGGUAAGGUAAACUUCCUUUGUUAGUGUCGAUUGUCCAUCUUCCCAUUAUUAGAGGGAAGGAUUCUAUGUUUACAAGUUGCUAGAAAUGCAUAUGGUUCAUUCUGCUCGUUGAGACGGAAAAUCUUCUUGUCUCUUGUCAUAGUUUUUACUCUUCUAUCUUGGAGACGUUGAUUGAAGUUUUUAUUACACUUGCGAAGUUGUACUCGUGCUUGGAAACGAAUCAAUACGUUGUCCGAACUACGUGAUUGAGACAAAGGUGUUGAAAUAUGAUCGUCGUUAUUUUUUCGUAGCAGAUACGCCAUAAAGAAAGUAGCCGCAAAUUACCAUAACAAUAAUAUGGAUGCUCAGUGAUUGAUGUAUUAAACACGUGAACAUUUAUCAGGAUGUGCGGAUUAAAGAUAAAAAUCGACAGGCCUGCUUGGUCGAUUUGUAUGAUAUUACACAAUUAGAGCUUGUUUUGUUUACCCGAAGCACUCAAAUAAUUGAACUCUUCUCGUACAGUUUCACUUAAAUUCGUAGAGAGGCUUGUAAAAUGGCCGGCUUUCGUGUGCCCUUUACCCAAAUUCCAGCGUUGCCUCGUUUGGACUUUCUGCAGCCCUCAGACUCGUACGUGGUCGGAUCAACUAUGCCGUCGAGCUCGUGCACCUUAGGCUUCCGUGGGGCGCCGCCCCACAGCUUUUUCAAAGGUUCCCCUUGCGCUUCAGCUAUGAGAGAUAGUGACCAAAUCGUUCACACCAUGCCUCAAAGAGAUUCUGGCGAGUUGGAAACCAAUAUUAUACCAAUAUCUUGCUACGAAGGAGCUUUCUUCACGGGCAGUACAUUAUCGUCCACAGUCCAGCAUGGAAUGCCUCCUCAAGCCUGGGAUAACUCCCAUCAAGACUUUCAAAGUGCCCAGCUAACCUUUCCCAGAAAAGAAUACGAUGGAAGCAACUUGAAUUUUCAGAGUUUUGCUGCGAGUUACAAUGCAACGCCAGGGUUGGGAAUUUCUGUGGAUCCACCCAUCACCUAUAGCCUGGCUCUGCCUGCGCCUCAUAACCCACUAAAGUGCUGCUGGGUAGUUCAGCAUCAUGAUAAAGAGCUUAGUUCUGUGUGCGAUCAAGUGUUUGGCACCAUAGACCACUUGGUAGGCCAUGUCACUGAGCUUCAUAUUUACAACAGCACCUCACUGCGAUACGUAUGCCGUUGGAAGGACUGUUCCAGGAAUGGGCUUCCAUUCAAGGAACGCUACAGGCUAGUGAACCAUCUGCGAGUUCAUACUGGGGAGAAGCCUUUUAUGUGCAUGUAUCUUGGAUGUGGUAGGCGAUUUUCACGUGCGGAGAAUCUGAAAAUACACAAGAGGACGCAUACUGGAGAGAAGCCAUUUCUAUGCACUUUUCCCGACUGUGGACGCCGUUUUGGCAACUCAAGUGACAGGAAGAAGCACUCGCAUGUGCAUACCUCAGACAGACCUUUCUUGUGUCGAUUGAAGGAGUGUAAGAAGCGCUUCAGUGAGGUUAAUUCGCUAAGGAAACAUAUGAAGUUACACGAAGAGAGAGGCGAUGUCUUCUAAGAGACGACCCCUGUAAAUUAAUAACUCAUAGUCGAUGAAAAAAAAAAAUUUUUAUCUUUUUUUGGUCAAAAGCACUCUCGUUGUGUUGUAUCUGUUGAGUAUAGUGCAGAAGGUUUGUUUUCAAAGGUAUUAGAGCUAUAUGAGGUCACGUUUCUUUGUCUUGCAAAGGAGAUUUUAGUGAUCCAUGUUAUCACGCUUUUGUUAAAUC